UUUGUGGCAGAGAAACGCGGCGGAAGGGUACGCUGCAGAGUGCGAUAACGAUAUUAGUGUUUGGGAGGGAGUGAGGUGCUUCUUGCCGUGGACUGUGACAAGCUAGUCAUUUAUUAACCAGUCAUAAUAUCUGACAACGGUCACUCCGAGUCCAGCAGGUAACACUGACCAACAAAAGACUUCAGGAUGGCUCCAAACGAAACCGCGGAGCAGAUGACUCAUCUCCGGAGAACGUACGACACUAAGUCUCUUGAGCACGACACUCCCUCUCAUCACCCGGUCGAGGUUGGGCGCUGCCAGCAGGUUCUGGACACCAAGCAGGCAGACCCUCGCCGCCUCGAUCACGACACCAAAGCCAAGCCGCAGGGGCCACCGAAUACAGACGAAACGCUGGCAAAGCUUAGGUCGAAUGGAAUCAAAGCUGCUGCUCUCACUUUGUUUCUGUACUUCUACGGAAAUCAAAGUGUGCUCGGCCAGAUGAAGAAGGACCCCAGAGUUGAUUCCUGGUUCUACUCUUCUCCGACUCCCACCUUACUGAUAUCCCUCGCCUACAUCGCCGGCGUCACCUACAUCGGGCCGCGCAUGAUGCGAGGCCGCGAAACUCCAAAGUGGCUCCGGGGAACGAUGGUGUUUUACAAUAUUGUGCAGGUUGUGUUUUGCAGCUGGAUGUUCUGGGAGGCAGGUAUAGCUGGCUGGUUUGGCUCCUACUCCUUUAUCUGUCAACCCUGCGACUUUAGCAACAGCCCCUCCGCCCUCAAGAUGCUUCGCGCUGCCAUCUCCUACCACGCCUCCAAGUUCCUCGACUUUUUCGAUACUAUUUUCUUCGUCCUGAAUCACAAGUACAGUCACGUCUCCCUGCUCCACGUAGCCCAUCAUGCCCUCAUGCCCGUCGGUCUGUGGUACGGCGUCCGACACGAGCCAGGCGGCCAAACCACCUUCUUCGGCUUCCUGAACGGUUUCAUCCACGUUGUGAUGUACACGUACUACCUGCUGGCGGCCAUGGGUCCUCGCGUGCGGCCCUUCCUAUGGUGGAAGAAGUACCUCACCACCCUCCAGAUGGUGCAGUUCAUUACCAUGUUCGUCCAUUCCUUACAGAGUCUUGUGUUCGGAUGUCCGGCUGGUCUUCCGCUUAUGAAAAUCAUCAUGGUCAUGGCAGCGAUUUUCCAGGUGCUGUUUACAGAUUUCUACAUCAAGGCGUACAAAACCAGAACCAACAAGCAGGCGACAUCCAAGGUCAACUAGUCACUGGCGAUUUGUUCCGCUAUCGGGAAUGAUGGAACAGUGCAGCCAUGGAUCCCGGACGAGGAUCAGGGGACAGGGGCUUAUGUAUGGUUCCUGUCUAGCUCUCGUGAUGAGCGAAGAGUUGGCAAGAUCCCCGCAGCAAAGCAACGAAAUGUGAUGAAUGUUAGCAAUCUGACUUACAUAACUGCACAUUGUAAAAUGCAUGUUUUCAAGUACUAUUUUUGUAUGAAACUAUUUCUGAAAUAUUUUCUUGUCGCUUUGACAGGCGAGUAUCUAGCAAGAAAAUUAUAAAAAAGAAAAAAAAUGGAGGAUUUUAAUACAGGUUACAGUUUAGCAGUGUGGUGAUGAAUCCCUUUCAUCUGACAAAGCUCCACAAUAGAUAAUAUCGUGUAUAGCAUAGGAAUGCAGAUUACAAGCUUAAAUAAUGAAAGAUUGAAAUCACUCGCUUAUACUAAGCUGAAGUACAAAGGACUCCAUAUGUCCCUGAAACACUUCAUUACCAAGAUGCAACGCUGCUCAUUAUAUAUAUAUAUAUAUAUAUAUAUAUAUAUAUAUAUAUAUAUAUAUAUAUAUAUAUAUAUAUAUAUAUAUAUAUAUAUAUAUAUAUAUAUAUAUAUAUAUAUAUAUAUAUAUAUAUAUAUAUAUAUAUAUAUAUAUAUAUAUAUAAACACAAUUCUUGCACAAAGAUUACAUUAAGGGCAUUGUUAAAUGUUUCGAGAUGUAUUAAAAUUUACUAAAAUACAAAAAUAAGUGAUAAUGAUUAAUGAGCACACAAUAAUGUGGUUGACUUAAGUAUGUCUGAAGAUCACAUGAUAAACAAUUCGUAGUGAUAUGAAUACUAUAUAUAUAUAUAUAUAUAUAUAUAUAUAUAUAUAUAUAUAUAUAUAUAUAUAUAUAUAUAUAUAUAUAUAUAUAUAUAUAUAUAUAUAUAUAUAUAUAUAUAUAUAUAUAUAUAUAUAUAUAUAUAUAAUACACACACGUAUAUUUUCAUGUUAUGGGAGUAUACAAUAUUUGUGUUGUCUGUAAUAAUCUACGGAAAUCUACACAUGUAAACAGUAUUACGAGUAUUGUCCGGAAUAGGCCUUAUCAAAGGAAAAGUAUAUAUUUAUGUGCCAAAUGUUUUUUUUUUUUUUUAUGUAAGAAGCGAAAGCUGACCAAACGCAAUAUAAAAAUAAAAUACUAGUAAUAAUUAAUAAAAAAAAUUAAGAAAAAUCAUUUUUUGCCAGUCCCCUUGAAGGUCCGAAAUAUUUAACAAAAACUUUAUGGAUAAAUGUCAUGAAACCUCCCUAAAUCUAUCACGAUGUAGUAUUUGCAAGAAGUCACUGAAAAAAAAGAGCUUCUGUAGCUUGUGUAAUUAUUAAGGGAAGGAGAUAAUUGCAAUGCAAUGUGUGUGUGUGUGUGUGUGUGUGUGUGUGUGUGUGUGUGUGUGUGUGUGCGAUAACUAAUUCAAUAUAAGUUUCUGAUUAUGUGAAUACAACUUUGUGUCUCGCACUUAUGUAGCGUUGUAUUGUUUUGUAUAAAAGAAAAAAAAUCCUUGCUAAUAAAGCAUCCACUCUACA
Portunus trituberculatus (swimming crab) is the source of this 2801-nucleotide messenger RNA. RefSeq names its product elongation of very long chain fatty acids protein AAEL008004-like. The transcript is spliced from 9 exons. Gene Ontology annotation, cellular component: endoplasmic reticulum membrane. NCBI's taxonomy places the organism in Eukaryota, Metazoa, Arthropoda, Malacostraca, Decapoda, Portunidae. The record is from RefSeq and is a predicted model, not a curated record. The coding region runs from base 187 to 1242 and encodes 351 amino acids. Gene Ontology annotation, biological process: very long-chain fatty acid biosynthetic process; sphingolipid biosynthetic process; fatty acid elongation, saturated fatty acid. Gene Ontology annotation, molecular function: fatty acid elongase activity.